AUGAGCUCCGCUGAACCCUCUGGCCAGCCUGGUCUCGCUGAUGGCUUAGCGCCAACCCAUACCUACAUCCCCAACGAGGGUUAUGCCAAUCCUGAUAAGCCGGAUUCCACCGCGGGGCAAGAACCCACCGAGGAAGAAGAUGGGGAAGAUGAAGACUACGACGAUAUUUUCGAAGAGGAAUUGGAUCAAGAGGAUAUUCUUUCUUCAAACCCGGCCGAUCUCACCAAGGCAUACAACCGCCAACGCAAGUUGAAUGACCUCGCCUCCGAUUCGAAUAUUCCCAAAUGGACCUACCCGAAGACGAAUACCCAGAAACCCUCCAUCAACACCCACGCCUCGAUCGACGACCAGGUGAAGUCUCUGACCCGCCAUGCAAACAAAAUCAAGCUCGAUGACCAACAGUCUGGUCUAUCUGUCAAGGGUGGAGGCGGAGGAGAUCGUGCAGACCGUGCAACAUCGGAACAAGUACUUGAUCCUCGCACCCGAAUGCUUCUCCUGCAGAUGAUCAACCGAGGCCUCGUCUCUGAGAUCCACGGCUGUCUAUCAACGGGUAAGGAAGCCAAUGUGUACCAUGCGAUCUCAUUCCCGGAAGAUGACGAGGCCGCUGCUGCCCAGCACCGAGCCAUCAAGGUCUACAAGACCAGCAUUUUGGUGUUCAAGGACCGAGAUAAGUACGUGACCGGUGAAUUUCGUUUUCGCCAAGGAUACAGCAAGAGUAACAACCGCGCAAUGGUGAAACUCUGGGCCGAGAAAGAAAUGCGUAAUUUGCGCCGAAUCCACUCUGCUGGUAUCCCCUGCCCCGAACCAAUCUACCUUCGUUUGCACGUUCUCGUGAUGGGCUUCCUGGGGAGCUCGAAAGGACUCCCGGCGCCACGAUUGAAGGAUGUUGAGUUUGAUAUAGCUGAUCCCGAGCUGCGCUACCGGUCUCUCUAUAUUGAGUUGCUGGGCUACAUGCGCGUAAUGUAUCAGGUCUGUCGCCUUGUGCACGCGGAUCUGAGUGAAUACAAUAUUCUAUAUCACAAGGAACGUCUGUACAUUAUUGAUGUCAGUCAAAGUGUUGAGCACGACCACCCUCGCAGUUUGGAGUUCCUUCGUAUGGACAUCAAGAAUGUGAGUGACUUCUUCCGCCGCAAGGGCGUGGUGACUCUAUCUGAACAAACUGUGUUCCGUUUCAUUACGUCGCCAGAAGGACCCUCGGACAUCGAGGGGCAAAGCAAGGAGAUGGCUGAAGCUAUUGAAAGACUACUCGUCGCUCGCGAAGAAGGUGACGCUGAGGAGGCCGGAGAUGUUGAUACAGCAGUCUUCCGACAGCAAUAUAUUCCUCAGACACUAGAGCAAGUGUACGACGUUGAGCGAGAUGCUGAGCGGAUCCGUGAUGGCACAGGCGAUAGUCUUGUUUACAGUGAUCUGCUGGCCGAUACCAAGGCGAAAACCGCCCACGACGAUGAGGAGUCAGGAUCUGAUGCCAGCGGCGGCGUAUCGGUGUCUGGUGAAGAAUCAGGCGGCGAAGAGGAAAAGGAUCCUUUUGCCCCGAAGCAGCCUCGCGGCAAGCGCUUCGAGGACAAGGACGCUAAGCGUGAUCACAAGCAGAAGGUCAAGGAGGAGAAGCGCGAGCAGCGUGCGAACAAGAUGCCAAAGCAUCUGAAGAAAAAGCUUGUCUCUUCGUCCUCCAAGAAGAAGAAAUAA
Messenger RNA from Penicillium chermesinum, 1686 nucleotides. Its product is annotated as serine/threonine-protein kinase RIO1. The record is from RefSeq and is a predicted model, not a curated record. The transcript has a single exon. Gene Ontology annotation, molecular function: ATP binding; protein serine/threonine kinase activity. Bases 1 to 1686 code for a protein of 561 amino acids. Gene Ontology annotation, cellular component: preribosome, small subunit precursor; cytosol. Gene Ontology annotation, biological process: maturation of SSU-rRNA. Lineage: Eukaryota; Fungi; Ascomycota; Eurotiomycetes; Eurotiales; Aspergillaceae.